Lepus europaeus (European hare) is the source of this 5086-nucleotide messenger RNA. It is a transcript of the gene TXLNG, whose product is annotated as taxilin gamma. The record is from RefSeq and is a predicted model, not a curated record. Gene Ontology annotation, molecular function: syntaxin binding. The transcript is spliced from 10 exons. Gene Ontology annotation, biological process: regulation of cell cycle. Lineage: Eukaryota; Metazoa; Chordata; Mammalia; Lagomorpha; Leporidae. Bases 37 to 1617 code for a protein of 526 amino acids.
UCGUCGGGCCGCUUGUUUGGCUGCUGCCGUCACCUCAUGGCGACGCGGGUAGAGGAGGCAGCGCGGGGAAGAGGCGGCGGCGCCGAGGAGGCUAUUGAGGCCAGCCGGGGUGGACGGCGACGCGGCCCGCGACAGAAGUUUGAAAUUGGCACAAUGGAAGAAGCUGGAAUUUGUGGGCUAGGGGUGAAAGCAGAUAUGUUGUGUAACUCUCAGUCAAAUGAUAUUCUUCAACAUCAAGACUCAAAUUGUGGUGGCACAAGUAACAAGCAUUCAUUGGAAGAUGAUGAAGGCAGUGACUUUAUAACAAAGAACAGGAAUUUGGUGGGCCCAGCCUACUGCACACAAGAGUCAAGAGAGGAAAUUCCUGGGCGAGAAGCUCGAACAGAUCCCCCUGAUGGUCAGCAAGAUUCAGAGUGCAACAGGAACAAAGAAAAAACCUUAGGAAAAGAAGUUUUAUUACUGAUGCAAGCCCUAAACACCCUUUCAACCCCAGAAGAGAAGUUGGCAGCUCUCUGUAAGAAAUAUGCUGAUCUUCUGGAAGAAAGCAGGAAUGUUCAGAAGCAAAUGAAGAUUCUGCAGAAGAAGCAAGCCCAGAUUGUGAAAGAAAAAGUUCACUUGCAAAGUGAACACAGCAAGGCUAUCUUGGCAAGAAGCAAGCUAGAAUCUCUUUGCAGGGAACUUCAGCGUCACAAUAAAACGUUAAAGGAAGAAAAUGUGCAGCAGGCACGAGAGGAAGAGGAACGGCGUAAAGAAGCAACUGCGCAUUUCCAGAUGACUUUAAAUGAAAUCCAAGCCCAGCUGGAACAACAUGACAUACACAACGCCAAACUCCGACAGGAGAACAUUGAACUGGGAGAGAAGCUGAAGAAGCUCAUUGAACAGUAUGCACUGAGGGAAGAGCAUAUUGAUAAAGUGUUCAAACACAAGGAAUUGCAACAACAGCUAGUGGAUGCCAAACUGCAGCAAACGACACAGCUGAUAAAAGAAGCUGAUGAAAAGCAUCAGAGAGAGAGAGAGUUUUUAUUAAAAGAAGCUACAGAGUCAAGGCACAAAUAUGAACAAAUGAAACAGCAAGAAGUACAACUGAAACAGCAGCUUUCUCUUUAUAUGGAUAAGUUUGAAGAAUUCCAGACUACUAUGGCAAAAAGCAAUGAACUGUUUACAACCUUCAGGCAAGAAAUGGAAAAGAUGACAAAGAAAAUUAAAAAACUGGAAAAAGAAACAAUAAUAUGGCGUACCAAGUGGGAAAAUAAUAACAAAGCACUUCUGCAAAUGGCUGAAGAGAAAACUGUCCGUGAUAAAGAAUACAAGGCCUUUCAAAUAAAACUGGAACGAUUAGAGAAGUUGUGCAGGGCUCUUCAGACGGAAAGAAAUGAGCUCAACGAGAAGGUGGAAGUCCUCAAAGAGCAGGUCUCUGUCAAAGUUCCAGACGGGGAGUUGGCCAUGCCUGUGAUGCAGCCCUCCAGCGGCCCGGAUUCUCCCAGGGAGCUGUAUACUUCCUGCAACAGAGCCCUGGGGGUACCCCUGGAGGCUGCACCCGAGGCAGUGAGCGAGCAGAGUGCUGCCCAGGAGCCCCCUUCCUCCGUCUCCGCCCCAGGGGUUGAGUCAGUUGACUAGGAGGAAGUGUGAUCACUGUAUUGAGAGGUCUAUUUUGUGUAUAACUUUCUCUGUUAGUAGUAACUAUUGGUUUUGUGGUGAAAAUUUUCUUACUUUUUCUACCAUAUCUGUAUUUUCUUAGAACUACUGGACUUGUGUGGUACAGGAGGCUGCUUAGCAGUUCUGAAUAGAUUUAAUCUCUUCAUUUUCCUCAGCUGUGUUGCACAUCCACCUCAUGUCCCCCUUCACUGGAAUGCAUGUGCUCAUUGCCUUGUCCUUUCUCUUCCUGCUCCGCAUACACGAUUAUCCUAGUGAGUUUCACUCAAGACAGGGCCAACUAUUUCACAUUUUAUGUGAAAAUAUUAGACUCAGCCCCCAUUAAUAUUAUUCAAAAAAAAGGGAAACUAUCAGGAUUAGUUUUGCCUAAUAGCCAUCUGAAUGCCAAGUAAAAACUUGUAUUGGUUCAAAACCAAGCAUAGCAUAUUUGAUUAAGUUUAGCUUUUUGAUAAUAGGUACAUCACUCGAAGAAUUGAGAUGGCUGUAAGCCUCGAAUCCCUGUAAGUUUUGGCAGGAUACGUAUACAGAUGUCACUUGUGAACAAAGUAGUAUGUACAGGCAAAGCACUGGACAAACAGGCUGGCUGUGUAUGUGACUAAAAAUAAUUGUCAUACUGCUUUGAAGUUAGAAUCCAUGUGUGGAAUUUGCACCACCUGAUUCUGUUUGUGGAUGGUAGUUUGUUUCGUUCCCAUUUGGGUGCAUAUUCUCCACUUCCCACAGAAAGCUGGUUAUUCUGUGAAAGCUGCUAUUGAUGUGUGCAGUCACUCAGUCUCUUGUUAAAAGUGAUGAGGGCAUAGUACCUGUAGCUUUCAUUAGGCAGAAGUUCUUCUGCCUUCUGGCUACUUGAAAGUUGGUUUCAGUUGUUAAAAGGAUCCCACCAGCAAGUACUCAAAGUAUUUUAAAAAGGGAAUUUUUAAUUUUGGAUCAGUACUAUAGCUACAUGAAACUGCUUUCAUUUUUAAAACACUGGAGCAAACAUGUUUUAAGUUUGGGAAAAUCUGACAGAAUGUUAAGUGGUCAGGAACUAUUAUGCCUUCAUUGUUUCUCACCACUCUGUUCUAAGCUGUCCACCCCACCCCACCCCCCAGUAUUAGCCAAGGUCUCCACACUUGGAAUGGGGGAAAUUUUGAAAUUAAGCACAUAACUUUUGAAUUAAUUCUUUAACUUCCCCCCUUUUUUUUUUAAAUAUUCAGUGGUGGCUCAGUUAUGUUAUGCAAAUGAUUAAUCAGGCUACACUAUAGACUGUCCCUGGUGUAAUCUGCAUUGAAAUGCUUUGAAAUAAAAAAGGUUUUUUUAAAUUAGAAGUGAUGUUAGCAAAUUCCACAGAGCAAAACUAUCAAACUGAUACUUGUUAAAUUGCUUACUGGACUGAAUAAACUCUUUGGUCCAGUUAAAAGGGUUUUCUCUUGAGUUUACUUUGUAAAGUCCUGUCACAGUUAUGGUCUAAACUGGGUUGGAUUAAUGGAGAAUUGUUCAACAGGUAGGAAAUCCAAGUUCCCACCAUCAGUAAUCAAAGGGCCACACAGUGGGAUCAAAGUAGGUUAUCUACGCUGGCAAAAGUGAGUUGGAGGUGAAAGCAAUGCCCUCUGACAGACUGACUUUUAUACUCUCAAACCCACUUCAGCUACUAAAUGAAAUACUGGACUCACUUCCCUCAAGGGAAAUGAAGGUAUAUAUCUGAAAUAUAAUCUACUUUAAAAUUAGUACUAAUCACACUUUACAAGAACUCUGCUGGAUAUACAGCUCUUAACAUUUUAUCAAGCCAUUUGUGUAACCCACCACGUUUCUUUGUGGUGCUUGUCCUAUGUGGAAGAUUGUAAAUCUUGGACCUGUUGCAUAUUUUUAAGGGCUUUAUAAAGCAAUGUGACUAACAGUACUUGGCCUGAUGCUUUUGGCUUGCUACGUAUCUUUAGGUAGAUGCUUUCAUGGUGUUUAAAAGGAUAUGGAUUCUGUCUGGGAUGCAUUUGGUGUCCUUUCAGAAUCCCCUCCCAUUACCCUGUGAAUAAAAAAAGGGACUCUCUGGGAAGGACACCCUCCUAAAAAAACGAUCACCUCACUGGCCCAAUGUUGUGGCUUUGUAGCACGCCCUGUAUCUACCAUAUUCUAGAACACUGUAAUGCUACUAGGCUGGCCCAGAAAAGUUUUAAAUGUUGAAUUCACUUAAAUUGCAUUUGUUGCACCACCAUGGGAUCUUGAUGUGUAUUAUUUAAUAGUGGCAGUAGACUCCAAGGUGUAGCAAAAACUUGGGUCUGGGUUAACAGACCACCUACUUCAUCCUCGGACUUGUAGGAGUACAUUUCUUGGUCUUAAGACCAGUGUUUUUAGUUAUGUAUGCAACUGCCUUUAUUACACCUGGUUAUCACAAUUCAACUCUCAGGUGUUGCAGAAAAAUCUACCUCUUUCAGACUGUAGAUGGAAAUAACUGUGAAAAAAAAUGAUGCAGAUUAUCUUCUAGUUUGUGCUAAACACACUGCUUUAUUUUUACAGCCCACGUCUUUCAUGAGGAUAUGAAUUGUUAAGAGGCAGUCUUGUUUUGCUUUUCAAAAACAUUUUGUAGAGAUUUUUCACUAAUGUGAAUCUGAUUUUAUCUACUCAAUUCUGUAUAGAUUAAGUAAAUAUGUAUGAUAAAUUUAACAGCUUCUGCGUAUUCUUUUGUUGUUCAUGAGACAACUGUGUAGGAAGUCCAUAGGUACCCAUUGUCCUUUCUGCUCAAAGAUGUGAGCACUCACCCUGACCUUUUAAAAGAAUGAAACAAAGUUUAUUUUAAAACUUUAUUUCUGCAAAGCCAAUCAAGAAAGUGUUGGAAGGAAAAAGUGUAAAAGUUAUUGUUGCAUAUUUGGGAACAGCAAGCACUUAGUUUGAGAAAAUGAGGACUUAAACAGUUGAACCCAAGGCAGUAGUACCCUGCUACUUAGGAUCUUAAAACAAUGGUGAUGUUCUUUCUUACGCAACAUUCUUUUCUUCCCUAACAGCUACAAUAUGAUACAGUACGCAAUAGCUCACUUGAAAGUGCUAGAAUCAGAGGGUGAAGAACGCCAUAAGCCAUCCCACUUAACAAUUCUUACUAUACAAUGCCUUUUUGGUGCUUGUUAAGUCAAGCAUUCUUUCAUGUUACCAUUACAUUCAACAGAAAACUUCUCAUACUUUGGGUUUAAGAUCCUUGUCCCUCCAGUUCCGAUGUUGUGACUUCUGACUCUUCAUCAUUGUAAAUAUUUUCGGCCUGGAGAUAACAACCAAAUAAAGUCACAGGUAAAACUCUUCCACAAUGUCUUUACAAAAUCACCAACAAAAUUUAGUUCACUGAUCAAUGUAUUUCAGUGUUGGAAAUUAAAAAUGUGUCCAUGUUUAAGAUAUUGUAGUCUGCAAUAUGUAAUUCCGCUUACAUACCUAGCCAUCUUGUGAUCACUGUUCAUUAAAGUGUUUUCCGGCCAGC